Molecule: messenger RNA, 934 nt
Organism: Schistosoma turkestanicum
Lineage: Eukaryota; Metazoa; Platyhelminthes; Trematoda; Strigeidida; Schistosomatidae
Source: the annotation of a GenBank genome assembly
AUGGAUAGUACAGUCGAUCUCGAUUUAGUUGAGAAAUCAGAUAGACUUCGUGGAAGUCGUGACAGAUUCUUACUUGAUAGCAUUCUAAUCUUCGUUCUUCGGAAAGGAUAUAAAUCAAUAUCAAAAGAAGUUAUUCAGUUCUACAAUCAUUUUUCUUUCAAACCACCUCCUUUUUGUGUAUGGUGUUGUGCAGCAUUGUUAUUUCCUCGACUAGAAGAGGAAAAUCUCUCUGACAAUGUUAAUUUAUCUAAUAAUUGCCAAAAUCAAUUGGAAAAUUUGAUUACAACAGGUGAUGCCUUAUUUUCAGGAUUAAAUGAUUUAUCUCGAUGUAAACCAUCCCUUUACAAUUAUUUGAAAGAAGCUAAACGUGUUAUUAUGCAUUUGUAUUUGGAAUCAUUUUCAUCAACAAGUGACUAUACAUUGUGUUUUUCCAAAUUAAAUCAAUAUUUUCCUGUAUUUGAUCCAUCUGAGAAAGUGCAAAAAUUUCGAUUUCGAUUUUUAAAACUAUUAGCUUCUGAACAAAAAGUAACUCGUUAUUUAAAUGAAAAAUGGAUUCCUGCUAGAUCAUAUGUAUUACAAAGAUUACAUCGUUUAGCAUUGGAUAUUGUUGAACAACUUCCAGAAGUAUUAUUGGAUAAAGUUGGAUCAAGUGAAUGGAUUUAUAAUGAUGCAAUAUUAUUACAAUUAAAUACAUUAUUAGCUUUAAUGAUACAUCAACAGUUACUGUAUAAUAAAUCUGCAUGCACAGAGAAAGAUAUUGCAGAGAUUUUGCACACUUACUAUUCUCAUUCAUGUCCAUCGCAAUUAUUAUCAUGAAAUGUUAAUGCAUUUUUCCCCUAUUCAUAUUAUGUAAAUAUUUUGAAAAAAGAGUUGUAUUUUAGUAAUUUUUGACAUUUGUUUUUGCGAAAAUAGAACAGAUUUUUCUAAUUUUUUU